UUCUAGCUCGAGGCGAAAACAAACUUCCUUCUUGUAGCUGUAGGUGUUCUCAAGCUCCGACUCACAAGUCACAAGUGUAGACUGUCUCCUUGAACUCGAAUCACCUCCGGUAAAGUCUUAAACACUCUCAUAUCUCAAUUGGGGUAUGGAGAAAAUCGGUUUAUGAAACCAAAUAACUUAAACCGGAUCGGGUCGAAUUAAUUUUCAGUUAAAUGCCGGUAUGGUCCAUACGACUGUGACUUGUAAGGUGGUUGUGGUAGGUGGAGAAGUGACCACACAAACGAACUACCCCAGGAAAACAUGUUUUUCUACAUUCUCGACUUUGCUAUUUCAUUGAGCUUGAAUAACCAAUUUUAAGACGCCAUUGCUAAAACAUGAAAGCUCUAUCAUCUUCUUCUCCAAUAUUAGGUGCUAGCCAGCCGGCGACGGCGACUGCGCUUAUCGCGCGAUCUGGUCGUUCUGAAUGGCAGAGCUCCUGCGCUAUUCUAACAAGCAAGGUUAUUUCUCAAGAAGAAUCUGAAUCCUUACCUGUGCCUCCAGUUUCCGGCGGAGUUGAUCAUCUCAACGGCCAUAACAGCGCCGCCGCACGAGUUCCAGGAAUGAAUCUUGUUCCGAUUGAGAAAUCUGAUAGCAAUCCGUUGGUUCCACAGCAUCGUCAUAAUCCACUGAAACCCCUUAGCAUGACGGAUCUCUCGCCGGCUCCGAUGCACGGAUCUAAUCUACGCGUCGCUUAUCAAGGUGUUCCCGGUGCUUACUCUGAAGCAGCCGCUGGUAAAGCUUAUCCUAAUUGUCAAGCUAUACCUUGCGAUCAAUUUGAGGUUGCGUUUCAAGCGGUGGAGCUUUGGAUCGCAGAUCGUGCUGUUUUACCGGUGGAGAACUCUCUCGGCGGUUCUAUCCACCGUAAUUACGAUCUCCUCCUCCGUCACCGUCUUCAUAUAGUCGGCGAAGUUCAACUCCCUGUUCAUCACUGUUUACUGGCUCUUCCCGGCGUUCGUAAAGAGUUUCUCACACGUGUGAUCUCACACCCUCAAGGUCUCGCUCAGUGUGAGCACACGCUCACAAAGCUCGGACUUAAUGUCGCACGUGAGGCAGUUGAUGACACCGCAGGAGCCGCUGAGUUCAUCGCCUCUAACAACCUCCGCGACACAGCCGCUAUCGCGAGUGCACGCGCCGCCGAGAUAUACGGGUUGGAGAUUUUGGAAGAUGGGAUUCAGGACGACGUGAGUAACGUGACGCGCUUCGUGAUGCUGGCGCGUGAGCCAAUCAUACCUAGAACAGAUAGACCGUUCAAGACUAGCAUUGUCUUUGCGCACGAGAAAGGAACCAGCGUGCUUUUCAAGGUGCUCUCUGCUUUCGCCUUCAGAGACAUUAGCUUGACGAAGAUCGAAUCGAGGCCGAAUCACAACCGUCCGAUCAGGGUCGUGGAUGAUGCCAAUGUCGGGACGGCGAAGCAUUUUGAGUACAUGUUUUAUGUUGACUUCGAGGCCUCGAUGGCGGAGGCGCGUGCUCAGAACGCGCUUGCCGAGGUUCAGGAGUUUACAUCGUUCUUGCGGGUGCUUGGGAGUUAUCCCAUGGAUAUGACUCCUUGGUCACCAACAUCAUCAACUUCAUCGUAACCAUACUAUAGUCUAUACACACAUGAAAAUGUAAAUUUUGGAGAAGAUAACAAAGUUUUAUAUUUACUGAUCCAUUCUGUUUGGUGUUUUACAUUUGAUUGAAUUCGUAUAAAUCAAUAAACAAUUGGUAAAAAUUUAAACUAAAAUUCAUAGAACAUUGAUUUGGAAGUUUUGAUAACAGGGGAAAAGUUGUGACAAUAUGGUGGAGUUGGUAACAG
Arabidopsis thaliana (thale cress) is the source of this 1834-nucleotide messenger RNA. RefSeq names its product arogenate dehydratase 6 (gene ADT6). The transcript has a single exon. Gene Ontology annotation, cellular component: chloroplast; chloroplast stroma. Lineage: Eukaryota; Viridiplantae; Streptophyta; Magnoliopsida; Brassicales; Brassicaceae. The record is from RefSeq and is marked reviewed. The coding region runs from base 375 to 1616 and encodes 413 amino acids. Gene Ontology annotation, molecular function: arogenate dehydratase activity; prephenate dehydratase activity. Gene Ontology annotation, biological process: L-phenylalanine biosynthetic process.